Messenger RNA from Synchiropus splendidus (mandarinfish), 724 nucleotides. RefSeq names its product histone H1-like. Gene Ontology annotation, molecular function: structural constituent of chromatin; DNA binding. Gene Ontology annotation, cellular component: nucleosome. The transcript has a single exon. The coding region runs from base 25 to 642 and encodes 205 amino acids. The record is from RefSeq and is a predicted model, not a curated record. Gene Ontology annotation, biological process: nucleosome assembly. Lineage: Eukaryota; Metazoa; Chordata; Actinopteri; Syngnathiformes; Callionymidae.
UCGUGAGAAACGCUCGAGAAAAUAAUGGCAGAAGAAGCACCUGCACCAGCUGCGCCUCCCGUAGCGGUAAAAGCGCCCAAACAGAAGAAGAAGCGGCCGUCAGGCAAGAAGUCAGCCGGCUCCGGGCUGUCCGAGAUGAUCCUUGUUGCGGUGGGCGACUCUAAGGAGCGCGCAGGGCUGUCGGUCUCAGCGAUCAAGAAGAUCCUGGCCUCCAACGGCGUGGACGUGCAAGCCGCGAACAAGCGCAUCAACGGAGUCAUCAAGAGGCUGGUGGCCAAAAACGCCCUAAUCCAGACCAAGGGCACCGGCGCGUCCGGCUCCUUUAAGAUCGCCAAGAAGGAAGUAAAAUCCAGCAAGCCUGCCCGGAGUCCGAGGAAGAAGAGGCCCGCAGAGAAGAAGACAGAUGACAAGAAGAAGAAACCAGCUGCGAAGAAGUCUGCAGCCAAGGAAAGCACCAAGAAGGGCUCCCCGAAGAAGAAAAGUCCUGCGACUAAAAAAGCCCCCAAGUCAACUCCCAGGAAGUCCGCUCCAAAGAAGAAGGUCAGCCCGGUGAAGAAGGUGGCUAGUAAGAAGUCCGCUCCCAUGAGAGUCGCGGCCAAGUCUCUGGGCAAGAAAGCAGCAGGCAAGAAGUCCAAGAAGUAAAUGUGAAGUUCGUCAUCCUGUUUCAACCUAAAAGGCUCUUUUAAGAGCCGCCACUGCUUCUAGGAGCUUCGUUAACUCACAA